AUUCCGACUUGUGAUUCGUCCAAAGUACACCAAAGCCUAGGUGAAGGGGACGGAGAGCGAGGGGUGAGCCCUGGUGAGGAACCUGAAAGCCAGGUGAGGAGCGGAGGCUGACCGCAGAGGUUUGGAAGGAUGGCUGGCAUGGUGCUGGGAGUGGGUGCUGGCGUGUUCCUCCUCGCUCUGCUCUGGGUGUUGGUGCUGCUGCUGUGUGUGCUGUUAUGCAGAGCCUCUGGGAUAGCUAGGUUCUCCAUCAUCUUCGUCUUCCUGGGUGCUCUGAUCAUCACCACAGUUCUAUUGCUUUUCCCUCGAGCCAGUGAAUUCCCGGCCCCACAAGGUGAAAUGAAGAUUGUGGAUGCCUUUUUCAUCGGCCGCUAUGUCCUGCUGGCUUUUCUCAGUGCUGUCUUUCUUGGAGGCCUCUUCCUGCUUCUUACUCAUCAUGUGCUGGAGCCAAUCUAUGCCAAGCCACUGAGGUCCUGCUGAGCGUGGUAACGGAAGCACGGGACAUGUUGGCAUCAUGGAUGAUAAGCACAAAGGCACUCUCCGGAGCCUCGGCCACCUUCAUGUCUUCAGACUAGAGGAAUAACCAUUUGUUGCUAAGGCAGUCCUCCUGAGCCUUGGCCUUCAGAAACUCAGUAGCAAAGCAGAGUCCAUGGAUGUAAAUUGUCACCAUCAAGACAGGCACAACUGUCUUCUCAGAACCCACACUCAGGAUUUCUGUCUGUUUUGAAUGAAUAGCAGUGACAGUGAUCCGCCUUGGGUAAAUGUUCAGUCAAGCUGUGAGUAGUGGACUUGGGGGAAAGGAGUUUUGGGCUCUGUUGUCCAACAGAAGAAGCCGGUCCUUUUUAAUAACGUAUAAAUAAAGUUCUCAGUUGAGUAUUUGGAACCGUUUGGAAGAGAAAGGCACUCAAACAUGAAAUUGCUUUAAUGAGAUAGUAUGGAAGACGUAUGAGACAUCGUUUGUUGACCAUUCCUUAUGUGCAGUCCCACUGAGCUCUGUAAAGACAGUGUGUGGCACUGCCUGAGUUCCAACAACGCAAUAAACAAACUCAUGGCUACA
This is a messenger RNA of Rattus norvegicus (Norway rat), 1054 nucleotides long. RefSeq names its product transmembrane protein 218 (gene Tmem218). The record is from RefSeq and is a predicted model, not a curated record. Gene Ontology annotation, cellular component: membrane; cilium. NCBI's taxonomy places the organism in Eukaryota, Metazoa, Chordata, Mammalia, Rodentia, Muridae.